This is a messenger RNA of Aureococcus anophagefferens, 1681 nucleotides long. RefSeq lists its product as hypothetical. Gene Ontology annotation, biological process: translational elongation; translation. The coding region runs from base 33 to 1373 and encodes 446 amino acids. The record is from RefSeq and is a predicted model, not a curated record. NCBI's taxonomy places the organism in Eukaryota, Pelagophyceae, Pelagomonadales, Pelagomonadaceae. The transcript has 2 exons. Gene Ontology annotation, molecular function: translation elongation factor activity; GTPase activity; GTP binding.
GCCGACAGCAGCACCGCCACCCACCGUAAACCAUGGUUAAGGAGAAGACUCACAUCAACCUCGUCGUCAUCGGCCACGUCGAUGCCGGCAAGUCGACGACCACCGGCCACUUGAUCUACAAGUGCGGCGGCAUCGACAAGCGUACCAUCGAGAAGUUCGAGAAAGAGGCGGCCGAGCUCGGCAAGGCGUCCUUCAAGUACGCGUGGGUGCUCGACAACCUCAAGGCCGAGCGCGAGCGCGGCAUCACGAUCGACAUCGCCCUCUGGAAGUUCGAGUCGCCCAAGUUCUACUUCACGGUCAUCGACGCGCCCGGCCACCGCGACUUCAUCAAGAACAUGAUCACGGGCACGUCCCAGGCGGACGUCGCGAUCCUCGUGAUCGACUCGUCCGUGGGCGGCUUCGAGGCCGGUAUCUCCAAGGACGGCCAGACGCGCGAGCACGCGCUCCUCGCGUUCACGCUCGGCGUCAAGCAGAUGAUCGUCGCGUGCAACAAGAUGGACGACGUGUCCGUCAAGUACGGCGAGGCCCGCUACAAGGAGAUCAAGCAGGAGGUGUCCGGCUACCUCAAGAAGGUCGGCUACAAGCCCAUGAAGAUCCCCUUCAUCCCCAUCUCCGGCUGGGCGGGCGACAACAUGAUCGACAAGUCGACGAACAUGGGCUGGUACAAGGGCCCCUACCUCCUCGAGGCCCUCGACAACUGCAACCCCCCGAAGCGCCCGACGGAGAAGCCCCUCCGCCUCCCGCUCCAGGACGUCUACAAGAUCGGCGGCAUCGGCACCGUGCCCGUCGGCCGCGUCGAGACGGGCGUGCUCAAGCCCGGCAUGGUCGUCACGUUCGCGCCGGCCCAGCUCUCCACGGAGGUCAAGUCCGUCGAGAUGCACCACGAGUCGCUCCCCGAGGCCGUGCCCGGCGACAACGUGGGCUUCAACGUGAAGAACGUCUCCGUCAAGGACCUCCGCCGCGGCUUCGUGUGCGGCGACUCCAAGCAGGACCCGCCCAAGGGCGCGGACACCUUCUUCGCCCAGGUCAUCAUCAUGAACCACCCCGGCCAGAUCUCGGCGGGCUACUCGCCCGUGCUCGACUGCCACACGGCCCACGUCGCGUGCAAGUUCCAGGAGCUCAACCAGAAGAUGGACCGCCGCUCCGGCAAGGUGCUCGAGGAGAACCCCAAGUUCGUCAAGUCCGGCGACGCGUGCAUGGCCACCCUCGCGCCCACGAAGCCCCUCUGCGUCGAGUCGUUCGCGGAGUACCCGCCGCUCGGCCGCUUCGCCGUCCGCGACAUGCGCCAGACGGUCGCCGUCGGCGUCAUCAAGACGGUGACCAAGUCCGAGAAGGAGGGCAAGGCCACCAAGUCCGCGGCCAAGAAGAAGUGAGGGUUUGCCGCGACCCUGUUCGGCACACCUGUCGCCCACGCGAAGCACCGGUCCGACGGCCCGGACGGCAGACGCGGCCCCCGGCGACGCGGUUCCCGGCGACGCGCGCGCAUCGCGCGCCCCGCCGUCCGCGACGUCGACGGCCUCGUCUCCGCGCCGGUCCUGCCCGACCCGUGCUCUCGACGCCCGCCACAUGCACCACCCCGAGGGGUCGCACCACACCACAGAAGACGCAACUCGACGUGGGGUGCGCGCGCGAUUUCCUACCCACCGCCCUUCCGUAUAGGAAAGUGAGUGAUGCUACUCCG